This is a messenger RNA of Dermacentor andersoni, 2364 nucleotides long. RefSeq names its product chitin deacetylase 8-like. Gene Ontology annotation, molecular function: DNA binding. The record is from RefSeq and is a predicted model, not a curated record. Lineage: Eukaryota; Metazoa; Arthropoda; Arachnida; Ixodida; Ixodidae. Gene Ontology annotation, biological process: carbohydrate metabolic process; regulation of DNA-templated transcription.
GCGGACUCCGAUUUUACAGAAGUUAAAGGUCGAGUGGCGGUACACGGCAAUUUUUAGCAAGACUGCAAAACGCCAUUCGCUUAUCCUGACCGUACGACGAGUGUCAUGAACCCUAUAACUAAUCCCGACGUGGAGAAAUUCGGUUCGAACGACGCCGCAUCAGUCGCCGAGGCCCGCGACGGCCACAGAGAGCCGGAGCAGCCCGUCGGAGUGGGUCUGCGUUCGCAGGCUCAGACGGACGGAAGCGGCGCACUAGUGGGCGACGCGUUCGCCAUUUGCCAAGCCCUGGGCCUCUCCAGAAGCGAGCUCGUCAGCAUGUCGGUGCGGCAGCUGAACGUGCGCGUACGCACAGCCAAUCUCGGCGUCCACCAGACCCGCGCCGUCAAGCACCUUCGGCGCAUGCUCAAGAACCGGGGCUACGCGGCGAUCUGCAGGUACGACUGCACCCUGGUCCACCAGCGCGUCAGACGUGGCUCCGAGAACCCCUUCUACCCGUACACCAUGGACUUCGGCUUCCGACGCAGCUGCAUGGUGUACCCGUGUCCCGAGCGCACCUACCCGGGACUCUGGGUGGUGCCCAUGAAUGUGGUCUUCCAUGAGCGAGCGGGCCAGGACUUGCCGUGUGCCAUGGCAGACAUGUGUGUGCUGCAGCCAAUCACAGCCAACGAGACCUUCGAGUACCUCAGGUCCAACUUCAAGGACUUCUACACGACCAACCGAGCACCUUUCCCUUUGUUCCUUCAUGAGGCUUACCUGCAACAACCCAGUCGCAAGCAGGGCUACCUGCAGUUCGUCGACUGGCUACUGCAGAAGGACGACGUCUUUCUCGUGACCAUCUCCGAAGUGCUACGCUUCAUGCAGGACCCGAAGCCGCUGGGAGCCUACGUUCAGCAUACGUGCCCUGGCGGCGUCGUGCAAAGCACCUGUCCCAAGCCGAACACGUGUGCUUACAAGAAUACAUCACUGGGAGGCGACCACUACAUGACGACCUGUUCUCAGUGCCCCAAGAACUAUCCGUGGGUUGGAAAUCCCAUGGGCAACUAGUGAACGUGCCACCUGCUACUCAAUGACUGAAGUGAACACCGCGCUUUAGCAGUCCAGCACCUACAAAUGGACGUUGACUACCUGUUGCUGUGAUGUAGCUCUUGACCACCUGUUGCUGUUAACCACAAAUAAAGAAUGACUGGAACCACCUCCCUGCCUACAUCACUGCCAUUCCUGACGCCAAAAGAUAUUGUCAAUGAAUUUAUUUGCAAUUAUCACCACUAUUUCUGUAAUGCCCCCGGGCCUUGAGAGUAUGACAAUAAGUAAGUAAAUAAAUACCUGGCAAGGAACACGGGCUACUCGAGAGAAAAAUAGCAGAGAUAUGCAAACCUACCGACUCGACAAACUAGCCGGGUUCUAUGUGUUAGCUCAUGAACAACACGUUCUAGGAGCCUCCAUUUCUAUACCUACAUGAAGAAGGUCGGUGCAAUUUCAUUUCGAUAUCCAUAGGUGUUAAUGGGGAAGUUGUUCGAAUUAAAACAAAAUUACUCAAAGCCAAUACUGCCUUUUCUUCUGCAGUUUCUUUGGGGAGCUCUUUGCUGUGUUCGAAGCAUAGCGACAUCAAGAUAUACCUAAAUUAUCCUGGUGAACGUUUUAAAGGAUGCUGUGAUUACUACUAUUGAAAUACAAGGACAGUCUUAAGCAAAACGAAACCACCUUUCUUGCUUUGUGCACCUUAACAAAACCAACCGACAUACCCUAUACACUCAGAAAUAGAAGCACUUGGCUGACUCCCUUUUCAAGAACAUGUCAUGGAAGAAACAGGGUAAAAUCGCGCAUAGCUACCCUUUUAGGUGACCUGGAGAAAGACAAUAUCGACAUAGAUAACUUAACCCGAAAAAAAUGGGAAACUUUUCUACUAAAUCGCUGGUGCUCUUAAAUACAUAUAGACUGUUCGUUGACUGUAUGAUUAGACUACUUCAUCGAAUUGAAAUAUUUAUGUUGUAAGUCUGUUCAAUUUUCUUGUAGAGAGGUUUCUAAUUAUUUUACGUCAUGUGCUUAGCGUUUUCUGUAGACUGCUGUUCUGUGGGCUGCUGUUCAUUAUACAUUUUUCAGUAACAUACUAUAAAAGAGCAGUCGCUACAUAUUUUUGAGUAUUUUAUAUGAUGUGCUUUGGGUCUUUUUUUCCCAUACCUUUACACGACCAUUUGAAAUCUGUAAAUAUUUUUUUUCCACUCAUGUAUUUUCUGUCUCUUGUUUCUGCCAAGUAAUGAGGCAGGCACCCAGUCAAGCUGCAGCUUAGCAGCCUUUAGUGCUUGUCCUAGCAUUCUUCUGUUUGUACAAAAGAAAUGCUAAAAUAAAAUUGACUUGAUUGAUUGA